Messenger RNA from Hymenoscyphus albidus, 3354 nucleotides. The record is from the annotation of a GenBank genome assembly. NCBI's taxonomy places the organism in Eukaryota, Fungi, Ascomycota, Leotiomycetes, Helotiales, Helotiaceae.
UGAGUAAAAUAAAGUUAAUUCGAUUCAGCUUACCAAUAUACACAAAUGAGUGAGCGAGCCUUGGAAUCAAAAUGAUAAAAUGGUCUAAAUCCAAGCCCCAGAAUAUGCGCCGGCGAAAAGUGCAAGUAACCCCCAAAAUCCGAAACCUCCAAUUUCAUGCAAAACAUGAAAGAACCAAAUGAUAACGUUCGGUCAAUCCUUCAGAUUCGUUGCGUAGAAAAGCAAAGUGUUGCUUGAAAAUCCCGAGUACCACGUUGGCACUCCCAAGGUGGGGCAAUCUCGCAGCGUAUGGAUUCAGGAUAACAUAACCACAUUCGAUGGCCCCACCGCCUGAUACCCAAAGCCCCCAGCUAAAAUACAUUUUGGUUCCAACCAAUCCAAGGUCGUAGCGGUGCAAGGGUUUCGAUUUAGGCGGUCUUCUUCCAUUGGCUGUAAAGACCUAGUAAACUGCUCACCGUUCCAGCCAGACCGACAAAUCCAUCAUCAAAUCCAAUCAACCCAAUGGCGGAAGUUGGAAUGGUGAGAUCGCAAAGGUCGGAAAUCAGUUGAAGGUUGAUGGCGGCUCGUUCCCUGGGUUGAGUGUUAGCAUGUGAUUCGGGUGUCGGGGACUGGGGUAUGGCAUACUUUUCAAUUCUCUUGAGGGUCACAACACCCUCGCCAUCCUUCUUGUCAAUUCGUGCCUGCUGCUGUCUCAAUCCAUAAAGGGAAUAAACACUGCUCAUGGUGCUGAACAACAAUCCAAACAUCCAGCAUCUAUAGGCCUCCUUGGCAAGUCUAGCGGCCCCCUCGAACUUCCGAAUGCCGGCCACGUCAGGAACAGUCGCAGCAUCGAGGGUCAAGUAACCUGCAUAGCCCAACUGUCUGCCAACAGCGCAGUACUUGAUGAUCGGGUCCAAGCUCUUGGAAUUCGAGGCGAUGGCAGCGGCCUUUAGGUGCUCGACAUUCUUGCCAAUUCGCAUGAGCUUGCGCGCGAGAGCGAAUUGCUUCUUGAUGGCCUCGAAAGGGGCAAUCUCGCCAGGUGUGGCAUUGGUACGGAAGAGGUACCAGGCGUAGAAUCUGGAAAAGUAUUGGAGAGUUCGAAGGAGUUUGUCGCGUCCAACGGUGGUUGCGACGAACUUGAGGUAGUGGUCCACUGUGGGGUGGUAGGCAAGGGAAUCAGCAACCAUCGUGACGAGGUGCGAGGUGUUGUGUGGUGAUAUUGGCUCAAGAGGUGGCGGUGUUGACUUCGAGGAGUCGUAGAUUAGGGGUUGAGUAUCGCAAAACAAUACGGGUGAGGGUGAGUUGUGAGUUGUGAGUUGUUCGACAAAGAAUGUGGAAGUGAUGGAUGGGGAUGGGGAUGGGGAUGGAGAUGGCUUGUGAUCUGCCGCGGGUGAAUCGGAGGAGUAGGUACGGAGGCACUUGAGUUCAGGUAGGAGAUGGGGCCUCGGCUGUUGUGCUGUCGUGCUGCUGCAGAACCUUGGUCCGGGGCCCACCUCACGUUUGAUUUGCCGGGGUUACUUCCGAUAUGCAGCUCCCGAGUCCCGACUCCCCAGACCGACGGAAAAGUGCAGGCAAGUCACGUUUUAACGUGCUUCCACAGCCCCACCUAGUCUUGUAGACGCGCUUCUCGCCUGCUCGUCAUCGAUCUGAAGUCAUGUUGAUUGCUUGCGAAUAGUUACAUUUGCAACCACCAAAGUCAACACCGCACUCCUUAAUUGCUUCUGGCAGUGGAGGCUCCGAGAAAUCCAAGCUCUCAUGGUCAUCUGAUAUCCGCAACUACAAUGCCCGAAAUCGCAGAAGGUAAACGUAUUCUCCGGCGCGUGGGACCUGUUGACCACAACUGACAUCUCAAUAGUUGCUCGCGCUGUCCAUUUCCUUCGGAAGAGCCUCUCAGGCAAGAUACUCUCCUUAGUCAAAGCCCACGAUGACGCCAAUGUAUACGGAAAGGUUGGCACAACCGCCGCUGAGGUUCAAAAGGCAUUGAUGGGCAAGAAAGUGCUGGGGGCUGGUCAGCAAGGGAAAUACUUCUGGUUAGUCUUGUGGAAUUUCCGGUGUUGCAAAGUGUUGAUUAGGUUGCUAGGCUGGUUAUGGCAUCGCCUCCUCAUCCAGUCUUUCACUUCGGCAUGACAGGUAAGAGCUCAGUCUGUCAUGAUUGUACCAAUCACUGAUGUAGUCAGGCUGGUUCUAUGUUCGCGGAGAACGUACAAUUAACUUCCGCUCACACGCAUCGUCUGACGAAGAAUGGCCUCCGAAAUAUACAAAACUUUUGUUGGAGACUGACGGGGCAUCCAAGGCUGAAGCUGCAUUUACAGAUUCCCGGCGUUUUGGGAGAAUAAGAUUGGUUGACUGCCCUGGUGAUGAUAUUCGGCAACAUACACCAUUGAAGGAGAACGGUCCGGAUCCUGUUAUUGAUAAAGAUAUUUUGACGGUUGAAUGGCUCGAAAAGAAGAUGAAUAGCAAAAAGGUUCCCAUCAAAGCUAUGAUGCUCGACCAGGCGAAUAUUAGCGGUAUUGGCAAUUGGGUUGGGUAUGUUUGCUCAUUUCUUUAGACAUACUGCCAUACUAAUCACUUCUUACAGAGACGAGAUCCUGUAUAAUGCAAAACUCCACCCCGAACAAUACAGCAAUACGUUCAGUUCAGAUCAAAUCAAGCAACUUCACAAAUCGAUACGCUAUGUUUGUCAGACAGCAGUAGAUGUCCUCGGAGACUCGAGUAAAUUUCCUGAAGUUUGGCUUUUCAAUCAUCGAUGGGGCAAAGGAAAGAAAGACGCACCGACAACUAUGCCGGAUGGUUCGAAGAUUGUACAUCUCACCGUGGGUGGAAGAACAAGUGCGGUUGUUCCAAGCAUCCAGAAGAAGACAGGUGCCGUUGCUGGUGAUAUAAAGUCCGAGGACGCAAGUGAUGCAGAAGAGAAGAGUGAGAAGGAUGCUGUCAAGACGAAGGGAAAGGCGACCACAAAUGGAAAAUCGAAAAGCGCUGCUUCAAAAAAGAAAUCUGUUGCCAAAAAAGAGGCGGGAGUGGAGCUAGAGGAGGAAGAGGACGAAUCUGAGGAAGAGGUGAAGAAAGUGACUAAGAAUGGGGCUAAAUCAACAACUACGAAUUCCAACAAGAGAAAAGCUGCUACCCGAAAGGUGAAAGUGGAAGAUGAUGGGGAGGAGGAAGAGGAGGAAGAGAAACCAGCAAAACGACAGAAGGCUAAGCCAAUUAAAUCUGAAGAGAAAGGCACUGAUGUGGAAAGACCAAAUGGUUCGAGACGUAGAUCUGGCCGGGUAUCAAACGGGAUGGACUGAUUGUAGAAUAAUAUUCUGGGUUUCAUGAAGGGAUUGCUGUAAGAAUAUGUAAAAUAUUAAUGACUUUGAUGGCAUAAGCCUUUUA